AUGUCCUUCAUUGUCCCUACCAUUUCCAAGAGUGCUGCAUUGCGCACUUCGGGCACCACUGCUGCUGUCGCCCUUAAGGCUCAUUACUCGACCGGCUCGCGUAUCAAGGUCGCUAACCCCGUGGUUGACUUGGAUGGUGAUGAAAUGACCCGUAUCAUUUGGCAAGAUAUCAAGGAAAAGCUCAUUCUCCCCAACGUCGAUGUCGAUAUCAAAUACUAUGACCUUGGCAUGAAGCAUCGUGAUGAUACCGAUGAUCAAGUCACCAUCGAUGCUGCCGAAGCCAUCAAAAAGUACAAUGUUGGUAUCAAGUGUGCUACUAUUACUCCUGAUGAAGCUCGCGUCGAAGAAUUUGGAUUGAAGAAGAUGUGGCGCUCACCUAAUGGCACUAUCCGUAACAUCUUGAAUGGUACUGUGUUCCGUGAACCCAUCUUGAUGAAGAAUAUUCCUCGUAUUGUGCCUGGUUGGAAGGAACCUAUUAUCAUUGGUCGUCAUGCUUUUGGUGAUCAGUACCGUGCUACUGAUUUUGUUGCUGACAAGGCGGGCAAAUUUGAAAUGUCCUUUACUCCUGCUGAUGGUAGUGCUCCUCAAAAGUGGACUGUGUUUGAUUUCCCCGAGAAUGGUGGUGUCGGCAUGGCCAUGUACAACACCGAUGACUCUAUCACUGGCUUUGCUCACAGCUGUUUCCAAAUGGCUCUUUCCAAGAAGAUGCCUCUUUAUCUCAGCACCAAGAACACCAUUUUGAAAAAGUACGAUGGUCGUUUCAAGGACAUCUUCCAAGAGAUCUACGAGAAGGAUUAUCGCAAGGAAUUCGAGGGCCAAAACUUGUGGUACGAGCACCGUUUGAUCGACGACAUGGUUGCACAAGCAUUGAAAUCCAAGGGUGGUUUUGUCUGGGCCUGCAAGAACUAUGAUGGUGAUGUGCAAUCCGAUAUCCUUGCUCAGGGUUAUGGUUCCCUUGGUCUCAUGACCUCGGUUCUUGUCACCCCUGAUGGAAAGACCUUGGAAGCUGAAGCUGCUCAUGGUACCGUCACUCGUCAUUAUCGUGAACAUCAAAAGGGUAACCCCACCUCGACCAAUCCCAUUGCUUCCAUCUUUGCUUGGUCGCGUGGUUUGUCUCACCGUGCUCGUCUCGAUAACAACGAACAACUUGCAGCUUUCAGCCGUAACUUGGAGCAAGCAUGUGUCGGCACUGUAGAAAACAACAACAUUAUGACCAAGGAUUUGGCUCUUGCCAUCCAUGGCAAGGACAUGCGCCCUGAACACUAUGUUACCACCGCCGAAUUCAUGCAGGCUGUUACUGAUAGCCUUAACAAGAUCCGAGGCAGUGCCUAA
Messenger RNA from Lichtheimia ornata, 1332 nucleotides. RefSeq names its product isocitrate dehydrogenase [NADP], mitochondrial. Gene Ontology annotation, biological process: isocitrate metabolic process. The record is from RefSeq and is a predicted model, not a curated record. Gene Ontology annotation, molecular function: isocitrate dehydrogenase (NADP+) activity; NAD binding; magnesium ion binding. NCBI's taxonomy places the organism in Eukaryota, Fungi, Mucoromycota, Mucoromycetes, Mucorales, Lichtheimiaceae. The coding region runs from base 1 to 1332 and encodes 443 amino acids. The transcript is spliced from 6 exons. Gene Ontology annotation, cellular component: mitochondrion.